Penicillium riverlandense is the source of this 645-nucleotide messenger RNA. RefSeq lists its product as uncharacterized. The record is from RefSeq and is a predicted model, not a curated record. The transcript is spliced from 2 exons. The annotation marks the transcript as partial. NCBI's taxonomy places the organism in Eukaryota, Fungi, Ascomycota, Eurotiomycetes, Eurotiales, Aspergillaceae.
GCAAUCGCUGCCAGUCCAAGAAGGUUCGCUGCAAUCGAGUCGCUCCGCGAUGUGACAAAUGUGAAGCAGCGGGAGCUGAGUGCGUCUACUUGCCUCGGAAGCCCCGAUCCAAGAAGCAAGGGUAUUUAUUAUCUACCUAUAAGGGCUCCUGACUCCAUCAGGCAACUGACGAGUCAUGACAGAAACGAAACAUCCGGUAAGCAUCUGCUUUCGGAGAUUCUCGACCGUCUCAACCGUCUCGAAGAAAAAUUCUGCCUGGAGAAUGCUCCAGAAACCGAAGAUAAUGGAGACGAUUCCAUGUCGAUUUUUUUGGUCAAAUCAGGCGCAGCUCGGGCAACGCCCCUAGACGACAAUCUGGCUCAAGUCGUUCCGUCCGUGAUUCGAGAUAUUGUCAGCCGUAUGAAAGCUGAAGGCAGUCGAUCUAUGCUUCUCUCCAACGUCUUUUGUCAACUGCGACAAGUUGACUCAUGCUUUUUCGAAAACAAUCGAUGUAUCAGAGCAAUCACCUCCGCUAUAUCGGAGAUUGAAUCCAUGCAGAGUACGCAGAGCAUCGAGCCGCUGGGGCCCCCGAUUAUCCCAAAAGACCUGGCAAAGAAGUUCAUCGAAAGCAAGUGUCUCCCCUCCCUUUAUCACAGCUGUCGAUGA